UGCAGCAGGCAGGCAGUCGAGGCUUAAACCUGAGCCCUUCACACACCUCCACACACACACACACACGCACACAUACACAAAGAGGAGAGGGAGAGCAGCCUGUCCUCCCACCACUCAGCCAUGAGUAGCAUCGGAUAUGACCCCUACUACUCCUCCUCGUCAUACAGACGCUGGUAUGUCGAGGCCCCCCCUCGUGUCGUGGUGACCAGAGGGAGGACCCACUCUGUCUACUCUUCCCACGCUGCCCCGCUGUCCUCCUCCCGUCUGCAGUACUCCUCUCCCGGCCGGGUGCUGCUCUCCUCCUCCUCACCAGCCUCUUCCCUGGAGCUGGAGCUCAGCCAGGCCGCUCAGAUCAGCUCUGAGUUCCGUGCUGUACGCACCCAAGAGCGCAGCCAGCUGCAGGACCUCAACGACCGCUUUGCUGGCUUCAUUGAGAGGGUGCGUGAGCUGGAGCAGCAGAACCGUGCGUUGGAGGCAGAGCUACUGCUGCUGAGGCAGAGGCACGCUGAGCCGUCCCGCCUGAGGGCACUUUACGAGCAAGAGGCCCGCUCCCUGAGAGCUGCUGUGGAUGAGGCCAGGGCAGAACAACAGGCCGUCCUGGGACAGAGAGAGCGACUGGAACAAACCCUGAGUGCCCUGCAGAGUCGAUAUGAGGAGGAAGUGCUGGCUCGUGAAGAGGCUGAGGGCAGGCUGAUGGAUGCCCGUCGUGAGGCUGACCAGGCUGCCUUAGCUAAGGCCGAGCUGGAGAAGAGCGUCGAAACCCUGCUGGAGGAGCUGGCCUUCCUCAAGAGGAUCCACGAAGGCGAGGUGGUUGAGCUUCAGGCCCAGGUUCAGCUGGGCGUCCAAGUGGCGGUAGAGUCUGAGGCCGCAACCCCCGACCUCUCCGGGGCUCUCAGGGACAUCCGGUCCCAGUAUGAAAGGCUGGCAGCGAGAAACAUGCAAGCAGCAGAGGAGUGGUUCAGAGGGAAGGUAGGCUCCAUGACUGAAACCGUGGCCCAGCACAGCGACGCCGUGAGAAGCUCCAAGGAUGAAGCGGGAGAGUACCGACGCCAGCUCCAGUCCCGCCUGCUUGAGAUCGAUGCGUGCAGGGCCCUCAACGACUCCCUGGAGAAGCAGCUGCACGAGAUCGAGGACAAGCAGAGAGCUGAGAUAGAUGCUAUGCAUGACACCAUUGCAGAGCUGGAGAGUGAGCUGAGGGGCACCAAACAGGAAAUGGCACGCUACCUGAAAGAGUACCAGGACCUACUGAAUGUCAAGAUGGCUCUGGACAUCGAGAUCGCUGCAUACAGGAAGCUGCUGGAAGGGGAGGAGUCUCGCUUCAGCGUGGGAGUGUCCGGGGGUGUGUCCUCUCUGUACAGCCAAAGUUUCUCAGCGCCCUCCUUCGCCCGGCCCAUCCUCUCCAGCCUGAGCUCUGGCACCUCCUACCUGAUGACAUCACGUCUGCUCAGCUCUGUCAGCACCACCGAGGGGAUCAUCUCCGCCAGCCAGGCCCAGCAAGCAGAGGCCAGCCCACCAGCUGAAGAGGAAGAGGCAGAGGCAGAGGCAGAGGCAGAGGCAGAGGCAGAGGAGGAGGUAAAGGAGGAAGCAGAGGAGGAGGAGAAGGAAGAAGAGGAGGGAGGAGAGGCGGCAGAGGAGACAAAGGAGGAAGAGGAGGAGGAGAAGGAGGAAGAAGAGGGAGGAGAGGAGGAGGGAGAUAAAGAGAAAGAAGAUGAAGAGGAGGCUAAGGAAGGAGAGGAGGAGGCCAAAGAGGGUGAAGAGGGUGGUGAUGAAGAGCAGCAAACAGAAGAGGUGACAGAAGAGGCCGCCAAAGAGGAGGGAGAGAAAGAGGAAAAAGGAGAAGAAGAGGAGGCUGAGACCAAAGAGGAAGCACAAGAGGAGGUAAAACCAGAAGGAGGCGAUGACAAAGAGGAAGAAGCAAAAGAAGAGGAAAAAGAGGAGAAGGAAGAAGCAAAAAAGAGUGAAGAGAAAGAAGAUAAAGCCGAUGCCAAGAAAGAUGACAAAGCCGACGACAAAGCCGACGACAAAGAGGACAAAGCUGCUCCGAAGACAGACGACAAAGCCGAUGCCAAAAAGGAGAAAGAGGAGGUCAAAGCAGCCAAAGCCGAGGCUGCCGAAGAAAAGAGCACAAAGGGUAAAAAGUAGGCCAGAAGCAAACUUCAGUGAAGACUGUCCAUUAGCUCGAUAACCUGUAGAGGCAUCUACGCUCUCCUCGCAAAUCUGCUUGUUAACAUGGUGCUCAAUAAAUCAGUCCAAUAGCCAUUUACAGCAACAAAUCAAGGUUAACUGCUUGCCAAUAUCCAGAGUAGUCCAUAAAGAUCUAGUUGCACACUUACUGAAUGAAUGUAAUAUGUGUAAUUGCUGAAAGCAGACGCGAGUGUGUGAGUUUUUGGUGGUAAAUAAACACCUCUUAAAGCCA
This is a messenger RNA of Epinephelus lanceolatus (giant grouper), 2416 nucleotides long. RefSeq names its product neurofilament light chain a (gene nefla). Gene Ontology annotation, cellular component: cytoplasm; postsynaptic intermediate filament cytoskeleton; axon. Gene Ontology annotation, molecular function: structural constituent of postsynaptic intermediate filament cytoskeleton. NCBI's taxonomy places the organism in Eukaryota, Metazoa, Chordata, Actinopteri, Perciformes, Serranidae. Gene Ontology annotation, biological process: neurofilament bundle assembly. The record is from RefSeq and is a predicted model, not a curated record.